AUGAAAUUUUUAGGAUUAGCCCUUCUUUUCACAAUAACCCUUUGUUAAAGCAGAUUAUCGGUAGAUGUUUAUACCGAAUCCUUAUGUCCCGACUGCAUGGAGUUUCUGUUGAAUUCCUUGACAGAAGCAGUCGAUACUCCCGAUAUCGAAGAAAUGGUGCAUAUUAGAGUAGUACCAUACGGAAAUGUGAAAAGAGUCUACAAUUAAGCCACUGGAAAAUGGCAAUUCACAUGCCAACACGGAGCUGUUGAAUGCUAUGGAAAUUAUGUCCAAUUGUGUGGGUAGAACAUCUUAGCUACAAAAUAUCCUAAUGACAACGAGAUCCUCCAAGUUCAAUGGGCCAUCUGUAUUGACAGGAGAAUAUUCAAGCCUUAUACCAACACCCGUUUCGAUGAGGCAGCAAGUCUCUGCGCAGCCGAUUUUGGAAUCUCAGGAACUGCCGUCAAAGAAUGCGCUAAUGGUGACCAAGGUUACAAAUUGCAUCUAGCAGCAGCCGAAGAAACAGACGGUCUAUCACCAGCUCAUAAUUAUGUUCCUUGGAUUACAACUAACAAGAGACACAUUGUGACCGAAGAGGAUCUUAUUUUGGAAGACCUAGUUGCUUGGGCUUGCACAAAUUAUUAAGGACCAAAAAUUGAAGCUUGCACCACCAGAAGUGCUUGAUUAAUAUAAAUAACAAAUUAGUCAUAUGAUGAAAUUGUA
Molecule: messenger RNA, 702 nt
Organism: Paramecium tetraurelia
Lineage: Eukaryota; Ciliophora; Oligohymenophorea; Peniculida; Parameciidae
Exons: 2
Molecular function (GO): oxidoreductase activity, acting on a sulfur group of donors, disulfide as acceptor
Source: RefSeq, a predicted model, not a curated record